GUCGGGAAUUACUCGACUUCCGGUCGAGGAGAAACACAAGAGACUUCCCUGCGGUAGCGGAGCCGGAGACACACAAUAACAAAGCCAUGGGAGAAAUGUCCGGCUUCGAGAACAGAUUUCACUCGUACUCCGCCACACAGCUACACGAACUGCUGGAGGACGAUGACAAGCUCCGGAAAAUCGUCAGGGAGAUGGACGAGAUGCAGGAAAUGCAACAGAACAAAGAGCUGACGAUCGCCAGUAACCGCAGCCUGGCCGAGCAGAACCUGAGCCUUCAGCCUGAACUGGACCAUCAGAAGAUCCAGCUGACCAAACGCUACUGCUGUUUACAAGAUCUGCACGAGUCCUUUCAGAUCCGCAAGUCCACGCUAGGAAACAGUUCACUAGACACGCUGUUGGCUCUUUUGCAAACCGAAGGAGCCAAGAUCGAGGAAGAAACGGAGAACAUGGCCGAUUCAUUCUUGGAUGGAUCGUUGCCUCUGGACAGCUUCGUUGAAUACUACCAGAGCAAGAGGACGCUGGCGCAUCUGAGGCGUGUGAAGAUCGAUAAGCUACAGGAGAUGGUGCUGAAGGGUGUUCAUCUUCCUCAGGGUUCCUGUAAUGGUCCUUCACAAGCUCAGGAGACCCUUAACUCCAGCGCACCUUUCCAAAGGCUAGCUAAUGGUUCUCCAGCUCAUGUAAGACCAUCAGCCACGUCACACCCUUACAACUCUCAGAGCAACAGUGCUCCUCUGCCAAACAUGCUGCCGUCAUAUUCACGUCCAUACCCUCAAGGCCCCGGCGCUGCUCUUCCUCCGCAGGCAGGGUUUAUAAUGCAAUGAUGUUCUUCUGCCUGAUCUCUUCCAUUAGAAUGUGAAAGGCCAUUUUCUCCCCUUUUUCUUUAGAUGCACUUUGUUCUUAAACAGCUGUGGGUUUCUGACUCAUUUGUAGGUCCACACAGAAUCUGUUCCCACAGAACUCUGCCAGUUGUAUGU
Rhinichthys klamathensis goyatoka is the source of this 974-nucleotide messenger RNA. It is a transcript of the gene vps37bb, whose product is annotated as VPS37B subunit of ESCRT-I b. The coding region runs from base 87 to 821 and encodes 244 amino acids. NCBI's taxonomy places the organism in Eukaryota, Metazoa, Chordata, Actinopteri, Cypriniformes, Leuciscidae. The record is from RefSeq and is a predicted model, not a curated record. The transcript has 4 exons. Gene Ontology annotation, cellular component: ESCRT I complex. Gene Ontology annotation, biological process: ubiquitin-dependent protein catabolic process via the multivesicular body sorting pathway; protein targeting to membrane; protein targeting to vacuole.